GGUGAGGAGCACGGAAGUGGUUUUGUCUCGGUGGCUAGCCCACUAUGUGUGUGAGAAAUGAGAGCUGCUGCACAUUUAAAAUUCAGCUAGCUCUGUUAAAAUCCGGUUUCAUUUCAUUAACAACAUUUUAUUAUUCUUUGGUAUUAUUUUAAUAUCGUCUGGACGAAAAGGGGGUGCAGCUAGCUAGCCUGUUAGCUAGCUCCAUCAACGCUAGCAGCCAUGCCGACCUACUCUGAAUUAAGGAAAACAAACCACUUCUACUACUUCAUCAAAUUCACCCUGAACAUCUACUCAAUGCUCUUCUCGCUGAUGGGUCUCUGUGUGCUGUGUGUGGGUGUGUACGCUGAAGUGGAAAGGCAGAAGAACCGAACCCUGGAGGGCCUUUUCCUGGCUCCUGCUGUGGUGCUCAUCCUGCUGGGCCUGGUGAUGUUCACCGUGUCAGUGGUUGGCAUGGUGGGAUCCCUCAGGGACAACAAGACCCUGCUGCACAUGUUCCUCUGUGUUCUCUGUGUGCUGCUGCUUCUCCAGGCGAUCGCGCUCACCACGGCUCUCAUCUUUGAGAGGAAGACGUCUGCCUUGUUUCAAAGCAGCAUACGAGAAGGAAUUAAACACUACUAUGAUGAUCUGGACUUCAAAAACAUCUUGGACUACGUGCAAGAAAAGUUUUCAUGCUGUGGAGGGGAUGAGUAUAAAGACUGGGGGGUCAACCAGUACCAUUUCUGCAAUGGUACCGGCCCACUAGCCUGUGGGGUUCCAUACACCUGUUGUGCUCGCCACAAGGUGGGAGAGGUCAUCAACACUCUGUGUGGUUACCAGACCCUGAAUAAAGAGCGUGAAGGCCUGCAUGACCGGAUCCAUGUGCGAGGCUGCAUCCACGCAGUCAACCUCUGGAUGAGUGACAACAUUGGAAUAACCACCGCACUCUGCUGUGCCAUCGGGCUGCCACAGCUGCUGGGCAUCAUCCUGAGCUGCGUCUUCUGGAACCUGCUGGUGGACAUGAGCGAGUCGGCCGACAUGGUGGACUUCAGGCUGAAGAAGAUUGGGUUGCAGUACAGCGAGCUGGACCUGGCCGGUGCCGGCUGGUGCAUGUGUCUGCCGAGGGACGGCGGCUACCUGCCCGUCCCCGUGGCUGAGCCCGACCUCGACCCCAUUGACGUUCACAUGCAGAAGCUCAAAAAGCAGGCGCCUCUCACCCACUCGCAGCUCCGGGAGAUGCAGCAGUCCCAGUCGGCCACUGGGCUGGAUGAGGUGGAUGUCGGCCGCAAGCAGAAAAGGGAACACUGAGUGCUCUUUUUACCCUUUCUUGCCUUUUGGGUUUUUGCCUUUCUUUUAUUGUUAUUGUGUUCCGUACAUUUGUUGAAGUUGUGUUGCACUACGUAAUGGUUGAACAUGUGAGCCAUUGGAUCAAGGGACAUUUGGUCAGGAUUUUGGCACUUUGUGAAUGAAUUUGUUUACUACAAAAUGUAAAAGGAAAACCCGCAACAUUGGCUUUUAAAAAAAAGAACCUUUCAUUUGUCUUGUUUGUGGAUAUGUAAAGAUUUAUGGCAUUAUAUCACAUUUUAUCUUUUGAAUUUGAGCUAUGUCUCAUGUGCUAAAGCUUACCUCAGGCGGUUUGGAAAAGAGCCCAGUAGUCCGAGGACAGUACUAUUUGGUGUGUAAAUUAAUGGUAGCUUGAAAAGAUGUUUUCAGUGUCUGAGAAAUAGGAAUAGUAUGUCUUGCGUGUAGCGUCUGUGAAGGAUGUAUAGAGUUCGUGUCUUAUUUCCUUUUAUUAUGAUUUCAAUUUGAUUUGGUGCAAUCAGUGUACAUUGUGAAACUGAAAAACAUGGGAUGCAUGUUUUGUACUGUAUAUGAUGUAAGUUUAAAAGAGAAAAACAAAACAAAACAAUGGUUUACAUGUUAGGCUGUCAUCAGGGGGACUUCAGUCAUUUUUAAACUAAACUUUUUAUUCCUUCCAUCUUUUCAAAAAACAACUACAGGCAUUAUCCAGACUUCAAGUUCAGUGAGAAGCUACUCUGAGGGUUUUUUGUAUCUGAGUUAUGCACUGUUUUGAGCUUCCCCCUAGCUCCUGCCUUGUAUCAGCACUACUGUUCUUGUCAAUAAAGCUGCAUUUGUCUACUGA
Messenger RNA from Limanda limanda (common dab), 2119 nucleotides. RefSeq lists its product as uncharacterized. The coding region runs from base 220 to 1284 and encodes 354 amino acids. Gene Ontology annotation, cellular component: membrane. NCBI's taxonomy places the organism in Eukaryota, Metazoa, Chordata, Actinopteri, Pleuronectiformes, Pleuronectidae. The transcript has 8 exons. The record is from RefSeq and is a predicted model, not a curated record.